AUGGGCAACAAGUUGUCAACCGAAGAACCGCAGCACGUCAAGGCCCUGAAAUUGAAGCCCAACGUCUUGAAGGAGCCGGCAUUCCAACACUAUACUGCUGGCUGGCGAGAAGCCGAGUUUGAUGACGACGCCGAAGAGUUUUUCUUCAAACAGCCGCCCGACUAUGACAGUGGCAACGAGAAAGAAGGAACGACCAACUACAGAUAUGAUGGGCACGCACGUGAAGAUGAUGCCCAAGACCUGCAAAUCCAGCCAGGGCGACUCGAAGACCGAUCGUCUCCUCAUCAGGACCGCGCUCGGAAGGAGAGGAGGCCUUUCCCAAGCGAAGGCAGAUGUACCCCAAUGAAAGCCAGCGAGACCGCCUCUGAUCGAUGUAACAGGUGUAGACCUACAGCGGACGCUGGACAACAGGAAGACAUCUUGAGACAAGAAGAUACCUCGGCUCGCAAAGCAUCUUGUGAAACAGCUGGUGUUUGA
Messenger RNA from Fulvia fulva, 477 nucleotides. RefSeq lists its product as uncharacterized. The transcript has a single exon. Lineage: Eukaryota; Fungi; Ascomycota; Dothideomycetes; Mycosphaerellales; Mycosphaerellaceae. The record is from RefSeq and is a predicted model, not a curated record. Bases 1 to 477 code for a protein of 158 amino acids.